UCUAAUGUUACAUAUUGUACCACAAUAAAAGAAAAUCCUGCCAGACCAAUACAGUAACCACCUUCCUUCUCAGAGGUUCUGAGGGGAAGUAAGAGCUACAAAACAUUUUUAUUCUAGCAAUUUAAAAAUAUCCUGUCCCAUAUAUCAUAUUUACAACAAACAAAAAGCUCUGGAGAAUAUAAUGUUCAGAAGAGUGUACCCAGAAAUAAUUAGAAUGUUAGAUACAGCCCAAUGAGUCAAAUAUUUAGUGUAAACAAAGCCGCAGGACAACACUUAUGGGGAGAAUGAAAACUAACUCUUCUUCAUUUCAAAUGGCAACAAAAAAAGGGAAAUAACACUAAACUGCACGGCCAGCAGUUACAUAGAUGGACAGAUAGUGGUUAAAUUUUGGACUAGCAUCAAAACCAAAACUGCAGAAUCCCAUCAUUAUUUUGCUUAAAAUACAGGUGAUGUUUUAAUUUGCUUGGGAGAGUUUAUCAUAGUGAUAAAAAGGGGAGACCACCAUCAGAAAUCUCAUCUAGUCCUAAUAACACAAGACUGUUUUAGCAAAGGUCUUAAAGGAAUACAUGGAAAUAUGCUAAAAUAAUGUACAAAUGAAGUAAAACUUAAAAAAGAGUAAAAUAAUUCAUCACUAAUGUUAUUAUAAUUCAAUAAAGGAAUGCCACUUUAUCUGAAUAACUUAAUUUCUAAAACAAAUCCAAAAAGAAACAGAAAUUCAGUGCUUGUGCUUUGAAAGUCCAUAUAGCAUAUGAUGUAUCAUUUCUUACAAAAAAUAGAAAAUACAUAUUUCUGCUUAGAAUUUAUAAAGCUUUUAAAUUUUGGGUGGGGGAGGAAAACUUUCCACAGUUAUCAAGUUGGAAGGUAUUCAUAAAAAAGAUAUAAAUAAUUUCCUAAAGUUCAGUGUUGCUUGAGCUUAAAGUUGUUCCAUGGUGGCAGGGCUUUUUAAUAUUUUCAAAAGGAAUCUGAGAGUUGUCAUAAUGAAAAAAGAAACAAAAAAAAGAAGGGGGAAAAAAAACCCCUACCACCACAUGUGAACAUAAAAAAGAAGAGAACCCCAACCAAUUGCACCACGACCGGAUGGAAGAGCCCAGCUGACACAACCAAGACGAGUCUCAGUGUCUAGGGAAGCUUAGGGUUCAGCUCCUUUUACUUCAGGCGAACCUGAACUCAGUUAAUGCAAUUUUGAAGCAUGCCCUGAAUAGAUUCAGUCAUUAUCAAGUCAAACUAAAAACGGUGAAAGGUUGCGACUAUUACCAAAUAGAUUAGAGCUGAGGCAAAUGGUUUCAGGAUAUGUGCUUUGUGCUAACAGCUUUCUGGAGACAUCCUGAUUAUGGCUAUCGGGUCUAGAAGAAAAAUCUGAAGACAUGAGAACUACACAUGAGGAAUAUGUCAUUUAGCACUUUCACUUUUUGAUCUCCACAGAAGACAAUGAGAAGUCACACCAUAACAAUGACGACAACUUCAGUCAGCAGCUGGCCUUACUCCUCCCACAGAAUGCGCUUUAUAACCAGUCAUAGCGACCAACCGCCACAAAACUUCUCAGGAACACCAAAUGUUACUACCUGUCCCAUGGAUGAAAAAUUACUAUCUACUGUGUUAACAACAUCUUACUCUGUUAUUUUCAUUGUGGGACUGGUUGGGAACAUAAUCGCCCUCUAUGUAUUUCUGGGUAUUCACCGCAAAAGAAAUUCCAUUCAAAUUUAUCUACUUAAUGUAGUCAUUGCAGACCUCCUACUCAUCUUCUGCCUCCCUUUCCGAAUAAUGUAUCACAUUAACCAAAACAAGUGGACACUAGGUGUGAUUCUGUGCAAGGUUGUGGGAACACUAUUUUAUAUGAACAUGUACAUUAGCAUUAUUUUGCUUGGAUUCAUCAGUUUGGAUCGCUAUAUAAAAAUUAAUCGGUCUAUACAGCAACGGAAGGCAAUAACAACCAAACAAAGUAUUUAUGUCUGUUGUAUAGUAUGGAUGCUUGCUCUUGGUGGAUUCCUAACUAUGAUUAUUUUAACACUUAAGAAAGGGGGGCAUAAUUCCACAAUGUGUUUCCAUUAUAGAGAUAAGCAUAAUGCAAAAGGAGAAGCCAUUUUUAACUUCAUUCUUGUGGUAAUGUUCUGGCUAAUUUUCUUACUAAUAAUCCUUUCAUAUAUUAAGAUUGGGAAGAAUCUAUUGAGGAUUUCUAAAAGGAGGUCAAAAUUUCCUAAUUCUGGUAAAUAUGCCACUACAGCCCGGAACUCCUUUAUUGUACUUAUCAUUUUUACUAUAUGUUUUGUUCCCUAUCAUGCCUUUCGAUUCAUCUACAUUUCUUCACAGCUAAAUGUAUCGUCUUGCUACUGGAAAGAAAUUGUUCACAAAACCAAUGAGAUCAUGCUGGUUCUCUCAUCUUUCAAUAGUUGCUUAGAUCCAGUCAUGUAUUUCCUGAUGUCCAGUAACAUUCGCAAAAUAAUGUGCCAACUUCUUUUUAGACGAUUUCAAGGUGAACCAAGUAGGAGUGAAAGCACUUCAGAAUUUAAACCAGGAUACUCCCUGCAUGAUACAUCUGUGGCAGCAAAAAUACAGUCUAGUUCUAAAAGUACUUGAGAUAAACAUACUAAAAUGAAUUAUAUAAUACAGCCUCUUAAUUCUUUGAAGAACUAAAAAAAUUAGGAAACAAAGUUCUAGCAUUUACAAAAGUCAGAUCUCAAAGUUGUGCUUGUAACUGUGAUAUUUCAUUUGCUUAACUGUAAACCAUUUCAAGUUACUAUCUUUUAAAUCUCUAUGUAAAAUCUUUUCAAAAUACAUUUUUAAGCUAAUACUCUUAACAUAGAUUAUGAAGUUAGUGAAAUUUAUGACUUUAACAGCAAAAUAAUUAAAGUGCCAUCGUUUCUCAUGUCACUAAAGUAGUUAUUAAAAUCAAGCACUUGAUACUAAUUUAAAGUGUGUUUAAAAGUAAAUGAUUUGGGAACUGACAAUGUGUCAGAAAAUAUAUGUUCACUUAUCAUUUUAAAAUCUUGUAUAAUUUGCCACUGUGUUCAUUUAUGCCUAAAUCUCUAUAAUAGAUGAGAAGAUAAUUAAUAAAAUCCUAAUUAAAAAAUGAGA
Messenger RNA from Cercocebus atys (sooty mangabey), 3072 nucleotides. It is a transcript of the gene GPR34, whose product is annotated as G protein-coupled receptor 34. Gene Ontology annotation, cellular component: membrane. Gene Ontology annotation, biological process: G protein-coupled receptor signaling pathway. The coding region runs from base 1429 to 2574 and encodes 381 amino acids. NCBI's taxonomy places the organism in Eukaryota, Metazoa, Chordata, Mammalia, Primates, Cercopithecidae. Gene Ontology annotation, molecular function: G protein-coupled purinergic nucleotide receptor activity. The transcript is spliced from 4 exons. The record is from RefSeq and is a predicted model, not a curated record.